Messenger RNA from Psilocybe cubensis, 1230 nucleotides. RefSeq lists its product as uncharacterized. The transcript is spliced from 5 exons. Lineage: Eukaryota; Fungi; Basidiomycota; Agaricomycetes; Agaricales; Agrocybaceae. The record is from RefSeq and is a predicted model, not a curated record. The coding region runs from base 1 to 1230 and encodes 409 amino acids. Gene Ontology annotation, cellular component: Golgi apparatus; endoplasmic reticulum; plasma membrane.
AUGAACCUCUUUAGCAGGAAGAAAAUUCCACAAAAAGACACAAACCAGGAGGAAAAUGAAGGCCAGAAGCGCCCUGCUAAUACUGCUUUUAAGCAACAGAGGCUCAAAGCAUGGCAGCCCAUCCUGGCUCCAAAGACGGUUCUGCCCCUAGUGUUGCUUCUUGGUCUUUUAUUCGUGCCCAUCGCUGUCUUACUCAUCUGGGGUUCGUCCCUCGUGACGGAGAUUGCGAUUGACUACACGGAAUGCGAAAACCAGUCGGCGUCGUCGUCAAACAGCUCCCUCAAUUUCGUCAAUAUCCCAUCGAACAAAUAUUCCUACAAACUUCGUUCUAAAGAUGCAAAAGAAUCCCACGAAAUUUCCACACCUCGUUAUGCAUUUCUUGACAAUACCAACAAUGCCACCGUAACGGAUGUUUCUGACAAGAAACAAUGUGCUAUUCAAUUCCAAAUUCCUGCAGACCUUGAGCCAUCCGUUCUUCUCUACUACAAACUUACAAACUUUUACCAAAAUCAUCGUCGCUACGUAAAGAGUUUGAAUUCCAAACAACUAAAAGGCAAAUUUGUCAGUGCUACAGAUCUUGACAAAAGCGACUGCAAGCCUCUCUCUUCCAUAGACGGCAAGGCUAUAUAUCCAUGUGGUCUUAUCGCGAAUUCUGUAUUCAACGACACAUUUUCCAACCCAGUGUUGCUCAACCCAUCCGGGUCCUCGCAAUCGUCUCAGACCUACGAGCUCUCUUCAAGAAAUAUUGCAUGGCCCGGAGAGGCAAAUAAAUAUGUUUCAUCACCUAUUAUCCCUGGUGGCUAUUCUAGCUUUGAUGAGAUUGUCCCCCCUCCUAACUGGCACAACCGCUUUCCAAAUAAUUAUACCAAGGAAAAUCCCCCUCCCGACCUCCACAAUGACGAGCGCUUCCAGAACUGGAUGCGAACUGCGGGGCUUCCUACCUUUACAAAACUCUAUGGCAGAAAUGACAACGACACGAUGCAAAAGGGUACAUACCAAAUAAUUGUUGGACUAAAUUUCCCCGUCCUUUCAUACAAAGGAACUAAAUCGAUUGUUAUAUCCACUGUCUCAUGGUCUGGUGGAAAGGGCAAUUUCUUGGGAUGGUCGUACAUUGCUGCAGCAGUAGUUUAUCUUUUGCUCGCAGUUUUCGGCGCCGCCCGUCAGCUCAUUAAACCAAGGCGUAUUGGAGAUAUAUCUCAUCUGUCAUGGAAUCAACAAAAGAUCCUAUGA